AAGAAACGCAAGAUGUCUCCCGCUCCCGAGAAAUCCGACAUCGCCCCCACCUCGAACUUGCUCAUAAAACGUCUCUCGGAGAAAGCGAAGCUCCCUACCCGUGGCUCUGCACUCGCGGCGGGGUAUGAUUUAUACAGUGCGGAACAAAAGGUCAUCCCAGCGCGCGGAAAAGCUCUUGUCGAUACUCAAAUAUCCAUCGCUGUCCCUGCGGGGACGUAUGGGCGUGUUGCGCCUAGGAGUGGUCUCGCCUCGAAGUUCAUGAUCGACACCGGCGCAGGCGUCAUAGACGCAGAUUACCGUGGCGUCGUCUUCGUCUUGCUCUUCAACCUUUCGGACCAAGACUUCACAGUGCAAGAAGGCGACCGGAUAGCCCAACUCAUCAUCGAGAAGAUCGAAACACCUGCUGUGCUCGAGGUCGACGAUCUCGACGCCACACUACGUGGUGCGGGAGGAUUUGGCUCGACGGGUGGGCAUGGUUCGUUGUAAGUUCACAUUGUACGGACGGGGACGGACUGGAAGGUUCUUUGUUGGGGGGUUUGUUGGGUGUUUUGCUUGGAGCUCGGAGGUUGAAAACGUUGGGAAUCGAGACGUCGUUUGGGCAUCAUUUCUUGGGCACUGUGUAUUUAUUCAGUCAAAAUAUCUCUGGAGUUUCUUACAAAGAGAAUUCGAUUAUCU
Molecule: messenger RNA, 675 nt
Organism: Stereum hirsutum FP-91666 SS1
Lineage: Eukaryota; Fungi; Basidiomycota; Agaricomycetes; Russulales; Stereaceae
Product: dUTP diphosphatase
Exons: 5
Coding region: 13-486 (157 amino acids)
Biological process (GO): dUTP catabolic process; dUMP biosynthetic process
Molecular function (GO): dUTP diphosphatase activity; magnesium ion binding
Source: RefSeq, a predicted model, not a curated record